Impatiens glandulifera is the source of this 1554-nucleotide messenger RNA. RefSeq names its product cytochrome P450 86B1-like. Bases 1 to 1554 code for a protein of 517 amino acids. NCBI's taxonomy places the organism in Eukaryota, Viridiplantae, Streptophyta, Magnoliopsida, Ericales, Balsaminaceae. The transcript has a single exon. Gene Ontology annotation, molecular function: oxidoreductase activity, acting on paired donors, with incorporation or reduction of molecular oxygen; iron ion binding; heme binding. The record is from RefSeq and is a predicted model, not a curated record.
AUGUUUACUUUCACUCUCAUGUUAACCCAGUUUCAAGCUCAUGAAUUUACAUUUUCUGACCUACUUAUCCUCAUCAUGUCUCUCUUUAUUUCUAGUUGCUUACUUCAAAAAAUGAAGAACAAGGACUGUCCCAUGAUAUGGCCAGUUAUGGGAAUCAUACCCACAUGGGUAUUCCACAUCAACGAUGGAUAUCAUUGGCUCACCAAAUCUCUAAUCACAGCCGGUGGAUCAUUCCGUUAUCAAGGGAUGUGGAUGGGCCGCUUACAUGGUAUCAUCACCGCCGAUCCCUCCUCCGUUGAGUACAUUUUGAAGACUAACUUCAAAAACUUUCCUAAAGGGAAGUAUUAUCGAGAAAGGUUCUUUGAUCUUCUAGGAGAUGGUAUUUUCAACGCCGAUGGUGCCACGUGGAAGGAACAGAGAAGAGCAGCUACGGCCGAGAUGCACACGUCUAGCUUUUCGGAGUAUUCUUUCAGAUCGAUGCAAGAUCUUGUUGCACGGAAACUUCUAGAAGUUUUGAAAGAAGCGGUUGGACGGCCGGUUGAUUUGCAAGAGAUUCUUCUUAGGUUUACUUUUGAUAAUAUAUGUGUGGCGGCUCUUGGAGUUGAUCCGGGGUGUUUGGCGGUUGAGAUGCCGGAGGUUUCGUUUGCUAAGGCUUUUGAGGAGGCGACGGAGCUUACUAUGAUGAGGUUCAUGACGCCGCCGUUUGUUUGGAAGACUAUGAAAGCUUUGAAAUUAGGGUUUGAGAAGAGGCUCGAGUUAGCGGUCAAGAUUGUUCAUGAGUUUGCGGAUAAUAUUGUUGCUGAGAGGAAGGUCGCGUUAUGUCGUGAAGAUAAACGCGAUCUUCUUACUCGCCUCGUGAAAAACGAGUACCUUGACGAACAAGGCAAGAAAGUGCAUUUCACGAAUAAGAUUUUGAGAGACUUUUGUGUGAGUUUUAUAUUGGCUGGACGAGACACGAGCUCUGUCGGUCUAGCUUGGUUCUUUUGGUUGGUUCACCUUAACCCUAAGGUGGAACAUGCUAUUUUGGAGGAGUUGAAGGAAGUUAUGUCCAACCAGACAUAUGAUAGUCAUGAUGUUGUUUUCACUUCGGAUGAAUUAGUGAAGAAGAUGAUGUACUUACAUGCCGCGAUAUCGGAGUCUUUAAGGCUAUUUCCGCCGGUGGCGGUGGAUUUGAAAGAGGUAAUAGAAGAUGAUGUUUUGCCAAAUGGGACUAGACUCGAUAAGGGGUCACGUGUUAUUUACUCGAUUUUUUCGAUGGCGCGAAGGGAGUCUAUAUGGGGAGAAGAUUGCUUGGAGUUCAAACCGGAAAGGUGGUUGAAAGAUGGGAAGUUUGUGAACGUGAAUUCGUUCAAAUACCCGGUUUUCAACGCCGGGCCGAGGCUUUGCGUGGGGAAGAAGUUUGCCUUCUUGCAAAUGAAAAUGGUGGCGGCCGCGAUUUUGUCGAGGUAUCGGGUGAAGGUGGUCGAAGGUCAUGCCGUGGUUCCAAAAAUCACAACCACUCUUUACAUGAAACAUGGUUUGAUGGUGAUUUUGGAGCCUAGGCCAAAAGGUUAA